AUGAGCCCUGUCGCGCCCACCCACGACCAGGUUCCAGUGCUCUACGUCAUCGUGGUCUAUGCCGUCGUCAUAUUCGCCUUCUGGAAUAUCCCCGGAGCCAGGGUAAUCAUCAACCCUCUCAAGCUCUUUACCAUCGGAUGGCAUGAGCUAUGCCACAUAUCCUUAGCCAUCUUAACAGGCGGCUCUGUCAUGAAAGUCUGCAUAGACCCCGACAUGGGUGGCUGCACCAUCGUUUCCGGCGGACACCCGCCCACCAUUCUCGCCGCAGGCUACGUCGGCUCCACCAUCUUCGGCGGCCUCUUCAUCAUGGCCGGCUUCGACACCCUCGUCUCCAAGAUCAUGAGCUUCGUCCUCGGCGUCGGUCUCAUUGCGCCCCUCGCCCUCGUCCGCAAUAAACUCACAAUCCUCCUGACUGUGGUAUACGAAGGCCUCCUCGUCGGGUUCUGGUUUAUCGACCAUGCACAGGCGCUCCGGUGGUACUGCUUAUUCGUGGGUGUCAUGAACGCUUUGUAUGUCGUCUGGGACAUUGCGGACGACAAAUACUUCCGCAAAGCGAACGACUCGGAUGCGACACAGUGGGGCAUCCUCUACCCUCGUAUCCCUGCCCAUGUCUGGGCCACGCUGUGGAUACUGUUCGAAAUCGCCGUUCUGACCGGGUUCGUCCUCCUCGGCAUCGCCGCGUUCAAGCGCACGCCACAGGAAAUGUACACCGAAGCGGCACAAUUUCUGCCGACAUGACGCAGGCCGUCGCGUUCCCCACCCCGCCUCAUCUUCCGUCUAUCGUCCGAGUUCUUCGCAUCGCUCUGCUCUCUCCGUAUCAUCGCACCGUCUGUAUAAGUUGCUCUACUGUAGGUUAUCCGUCCACAUCUCUCCAUCUCCCCAUCUUGCUCCAACUGUAUCCCCCACCCAAACACACGCGAGCGCAAGCUCUGC
Molecule: messenger RNA, 933 nt
Organism: Trametes versicolor FP-101664 SS1
Lineage: Eukaryota; Fungi; Basidiomycota; Agaricomycetes; Polyporales; Polyporaceae
Exons: 10
Coding region: 1-738 (245 amino acids)
Source: RefSeq, a predicted model, not a curated record